CGACUCUUAAAAAGUGUCAAAGGAAUGUCUACUGAAACAUCUUGACAGUUGACAUUAAAUGUGAGGAUUUAAUAAGUGUAGCUAAUAUUAAAUCUCCCGUUUUUAAGUGAUUUAAACAUGCCGUGCUGGUAUUAUGAAAAGAAAGAACUUCGCAACACACCGUCUAUUCAGGAUGGUAUCGAUUACGAAACAGAAUGUAGAUAUCGAAAAGAAGGCGCACGUUUUAUAAUAGAUACUGGUACAAAAAUGGAUUUAGGUUAUAACACAAUGGCAACGGGUGUUGUUUAUUUUCAUCGAUUCUACAUGUUUCAUUCGUUCAAAAAUUUUCCACGAUAUGUAACGGCUUGCUGUUGUUUACUCUUAGCUGGCAAAGUUGAAGAAACUCCAAAGAAAUGUAAGGACAUCAUAAGGACUGCCAAAACUUUAGUAUCGGAACAAAAAUUUAUGACGUUUGGAGAAGAUCCCAAAGAAGAAGUUUUGAUCUUGGAGAGAAUUUUAUUGCAAACUAUUAAAUUUGAUUUGCAAGUGGAGCAUCCAUAUAGUUAUUUACUAAAAUAUGCAAAGUGUUUGAAAGGUGAUAAAAACAAGCUACAAAAGAUGGUACAAAUGGCCUGGACAUUUGUUAAUGAUAGUUUAUGUACCACUUUGUCGCUACAAUGGGAACCAGAGAUAAUAGCUGUUGCUCUAAUGUACUUGGCAGGAAAGCUAAGCAAAUUUGAAGUAGUAGAUUGGGUUGGAAGACAACCGAAACAUUUACGAUGGUGGGAUAUGUUUGUUGAGGAUGUUACUAUGGAUCUUUUAGAAGAUAUUUGUCAUCAGGUAUUGGAUUUAUACUCGCAAGCGAAUAAUGCAAAACCACCAGAUUCACCACCUAUGAUACCAUCCAGCGAAGUGUGCAGAGAACGAUCCGUUACUGCUACUACUACAGAAUCUGCAUCUAAUACACCAAAUGUUACGCCUGGAAAGUCUUCUAAAAGCAUUGAAGCAUCGACAGUUUCUGCAAAUGGAUGUCCAGCUACAGACAUGGCAGAUACAAUAAAACCAAUAGACACCUCAACAGCACAUUUUCCCACAUACUCGACGAAUUUUGCAUCUAACAAUACAAACUAUCCACCGGCGUUUCCACCUACAAAUGUUUCGGUUCCUCCUCCUCCUCCUGUGAAUACAAUGAAUCAUAUCGUACCAACGAUACAUCACAUUGGAUCGUCCGCUGCUAUUCGUCCUACUCCACCAUCAGCACCGACUACUAAUCAAGCAGCUUUUCAACCAUAUUCCUAUCCAACAAACGCGUCGUAUUUUUCAGCAAAUAAUCCAAUUCAGCCACCAGCCGCGCCGCCACGUAGUUAUUAUCCACCGCAACCAUAAUGAAAAACAAUGUAUUGCGCGCGUUCAAUGUAAACUGUAUGAGCGUCAUUAUCUUGAUUAAAUUUCAGAAUAGUGAAGACGUUACUAAUUUAAUUUUGUGCGUACUUUUAUAUCUGUAC
Messenger RNA from Wasmannia auropunctata (little fire ant), 1484 nucleotides. RefSeq names its product cyclin-K (gene CycK). Gene Ontology annotation, cellular component: nucleus; cyclin/CDK positive transcription elongation factor complex. Gene Ontology annotation, biological process: positive regulation of DNA-templated transcription, elongation; regulation of transcription by RNA polymerase II. Lineage: Eukaryota; Metazoa; Arthropoda; Insecta; Hymenoptera; Formicidae. The transcript has 7 exons. Gene Ontology annotation, molecular function: cyclin-dependent protein serine/threonine kinase activator activity. The coding region runs from base 118 to 1365 and encodes 415 amino acids. The record is from RefSeq and is a predicted model, not a curated record.